UAAAAAAAAAAAAAAAAUUCUAAUAUAUGAUCUAAAUAAUGUGUGCGUAUGUGUAUGUGUUUGUCUUUGUUUCUCUCUUUUUUUUUCUUGAUCGAAUUCUUUUUAAAAUAAUUCAAAAACAAGUAAAAGAAAUUCCAUAGUAGAGAGAUAAGACCAUGGAACAGAACAGUGAAACCGUAAGUAGUUCUUUUUUGUUCCCAUACAUACAUAUAUACAUAUAUACAUAUAUGUAUAUAUGUAUACAUGCAUACAAGCAUACUGCGAACCGGUCGUGAAACUACUUUAUGCCACAUGAAGAGAGUCGAAGUCAGUCAUCGAGAAACUUUCGAAACGAACGUGCGUAUCCUGGCCCGAAUCAGGCCCAAGAUGGCUUUCGGUCUUACAUUCAUAAUCUUUGUUAUUAUCACUUUUGAUACAUUUAUUGAUGCUGGACCUUACGGAAAGAUCAACGAACAAAUACACAAUAUUACUACUUACGAUAAGGACGAUUCAUUGAACGAGAAUCAAAAUACCGAAAGUUUUAUUAUCAAUCAUGACAAGGAUAAAUCUAUACCAAUCGAUGAAUAUGAUGAUGAAUAUGAGGAUGAGGAUGAAGAUCUUGAAAAAUAUAGAAUUUCAUCGAGAAAAUUGUCAGAUGACGACAAUGACAGAUCAUUUUCCUUAUUUGGUACAGUUGAAUCUGUAUUCUCGGCAAUGGCAAAUAGUUUAAAUAAUAUUGUAAAUAGUAUGAUGGGAACACAGACGAAGAGUUCAGUUAUACGAGGCAACAGAGUUAGUUAUAGAAAUUAUCAAUUGAUAAGAAUAUUUCCUAUCACUGAGGAACAUAUCAAUGAACUACGUGAGUUAAGGGAUUCUGAGCCUGACGAUAUUAAAUUUUGGAAUGAGCCCAUAUUGAAUAGGACAACCGACGUCGUGAUCGCACCUGACAUUGUCUCGGAUGUCAAAGAAUAUUUGAAGGGUCAUCAAAUCGAUUUUAAACUGCUGAUAUCGGAUCUACAGAAGACGAUCAAUUAUCAAAAUCCAAAGAUGUCUAAGGAACAACGCGCUGAUCUUGUAACCAAUCAAGGACAUACCAUGACUUGGAGACGAUAUCAUCGAUAUGGUGAAAUACUUAGAUAUUUGGAAUAUCUUGCAUUCAGAUAUCCAACUAUGGUAGAAAUAAUUACUAUUGGUCAUAGUUACGAAGGAUUACCAAUAAAAAUGGCGAAAGUAUCGACUGGCCUUAAACGCGAUGGUGAACCAAAACCUGCGAUCUGGAUCGACGCCGGUAUGCAUGCCCGAGAAUGGAUCAGUGUUGCCGUUGCAACUUACAUUUUAAGUCAAUUAGUUGAAAGAAACUCGUCUUAUACGAAAUUGUUGGACCUUUCGGAUUGGAUAAUAUUACCUGUUGCGAAUCCCGACGGAUAUGAAUACACACAUACAUAUGAUCGACUUUGGAGAAAAACUCGAAGUUAUCAUGGAGAUCGCGAAGCCAGAUAUUCACCAUCGAGUUUGUUUCACUUGAUGUCACAUUAUACCAAAUGGUUUUGGUCGAAAUGCGAGGGAGUAGAUCCAAAUAGAAAUUUUGGAUAUCAAUGGGGUGAACGUAACAAUGGUGGAACUAGUUUGGAUCCUUGUCACGAAACUUAUGCUGGUCCUUAUGCUUUUUCUGAACCUGAAACUAAAGCAGUUGCGGAAUAUAUUAUGGCUAAUCGCCAGAAUAUUAGAAUGUAUUUGACGUUACAUUCAUAUGCACAAAUGUGGUUGUCACCUUGGGCUUAUGUUAGAGAAAGUCCAGCUGAUUAUUCGGAGUUAACAAACAUAGCUAGAAGAGCUGUAAAUGCAAUAGCAAAAGUUCAUGGUACACAUUAUCAAGCUGGUCCAGCAGCUGAUCUCUUAUAUCCAACGUCAGGAGCAUCGGACGAUUGGGCCAAAGUUACAGCCGGAAUAAAAUAUGCUUAUACCGUUGAACUUCGCGAUCGUGGUACUUAUGGUUUUCUACUUCCGGCAACACAAAUUGUACCAACUGGAAGAGAAAUUUGGGCUGGAAUACGAGCUAUUGCACGUCUAGUUACAUGCAACACGUAACGCUAAUCUAUUUACGUGAAUCUCUCGACUACUUGAAUUUAAUAGAGAAAUUAUCUAUAUAUGCCGAUAGAUCAAUAUAUUAUGAUAUAUAUUUAGAUACAAUUUGUCUCAAGUACAACAUUGUUAAUGUGUAUGAAUUUUUAAUUUAUAUUGCAAUGUUUCUCUUUUUUGUUUUUUUUUUUUUUUGUUUUUUUUUUUCAUUGGGACAUAUUAUAACUAGUCAAAAUUUAAUACAUUAUAUAUUUACGUACAAUGUAAUUAGAAAUGAAAAGACGGAGGUAUUUAAAUUGCAAAAAUUUAACUUAUAUCUAUGUUUUCUCUCUCUCUCUCUCUCUCUCUUUCUUUUAAUCUUUUAGAUUCAAUAAAUUCUAGAUAUACAUAAUAGAGCGAAUGCAUAAUAGAAUUUAUCCAUUGUUGAUAACCCUAAACUACUCAGGUUUUUAUAUACUUUUCAUAAUUAACCUAAUAAUCUUUUCAACGAUAUUAUUUAUAUGUAAUACUUCCUCAAAUGGUUUAAUGUAAGACUUGUAGUAAGAUUAAUAAGAUUAAAUUUAUAAUAAUAAUUAUAUGAUGUACUUGAGCAUACAAAUGCCAUGUGUACAGAUAUAAUAUUAUUAUUAUUAUUAUAUUAUUGUUAUAUAUAUAUAUAUAUUAAUAUUAAUAUAUAAAUUAUUCAUAUUUCUUAAAUAUAUAAUUUGUUUUCUACUUGAUGGUAUUUCGAUUUAUACCGAAAAAAGAAAAAUCUUAAUAAAAAUUUAUCAAAAUUAUUUUUUCUUCACGCUUGAAAUAAAUCAUGAAAUAAAAUCGUAUUAAUUGAGAUAUGUAAUACAAGUGUCUCAUGUUAAGAUUAAUUCGUAACACAUUGAAAGAAUAUAUACAUAUAUUUUACCAAAAAACACAAAAAAAUAAAAAACAUCAGCAAACACUUAUGUAUAAUAAAGAUCAAUGACAUAAUA
This is a messenger RNA of Vespa velutina, 3023 nucleotides long. Its product is annotated as carboxypeptidase A1-like. Gene Ontology annotation, molecular function: metallocarboxypeptidase activity; zinc ion binding. Bases 244 to 2067 code for a protein of 607 amino acids. The transcript is spliced from 9 exons. The record is from RefSeq and is a predicted model, not a curated record. Gene Ontology annotation, biological process: proteolysis. Lineage: Eukaryota; Metazoa; Arthropoda; Insecta; Hymenoptera; Vespidae.